CUCCCCCUUGGUGUGCUGUAGAAAAAGAAACUAGGAAGAUAUUUGGAAGUGCAUCUCCCGAAGCUAUUGUGCAGAGAAGCGUUCUCCUUCAGGAGUGUUUGCAAUCCAUUCUUCAUAUCAGUCUCUUUUCUAGUCCUCCAGAUGUUGGCAGCACAACAUAACUGUUGUGCUGGAUGCCAUAGGCAUUUUGAUGACGGAACAACUUCAAUCUGGGAUUUUCUACAGACAUUUGGAUGGGGCAAGCCUCGACUCUGUGAAUACACUGCUAAAUUAUUCUGUUCUUCUUGCCAUACAAAUGAGACUGCAGUGUUGCCUGCAAGGGUUUUGCAUCAUUGGGAUUUUACUCAUUAUUCAGUUUCUCAACUGGCAAAGUCUUACCUUGAUUCUAUAAAUGACCAGCCGUUGCUUUGCGUCACUGCAGUUAAUCCCAUCCUUUUGUCAAAGGCCCCUGCCUUACAUCAUGUUAUGCGUGUCAGGAAAAAGAUAGGGACCAUGCUUCCAUUUGUUCGCUGCCCAUUCAGGAGGUCUAUCAGCAAUGUGCUUGGAGUGCGGAGAUAUCUUCUAGAAAAUAAUGACUUUUUUGCUCUGAAAGAUUUGAUUGAUCUUUCCAAAGGAGCCUUUGCUGCACUUCCUGGCAUAUUGCAAACAGUGUCGAGGAAAAUCCUAAGGCACAUCACUGACCAAUGUUUCAUAUGCUGUGAUGCGGGAGUACCAUGCAGUGCCCGUCAAGAUUGCUGUAACCCAUGUUCUCUUAUUUUUCCUUUUCAGGAAGACGAGAUUGAAAGGUGCACAACUUGUCAGUCAUUUUUCCACAAACCUUGCUCCAGAAAGAUUGUCAACUGUUCUUGUGGGGCUCACCUCAGGAUAAGCAACGGUGUAAGGCAAGUGAGGGAUUGGUGAAACAAAGAGCAAGCUCGGCUCUGGCUUGCGCCUGACGUCCAGAUUCCUCUCUGGAUUAUUCACCGAGGAAAAGCCCGAGAAGACAAGACGCCAUAAAAUUUUAAAUAUGAUCAUGAUGGGUUUUAUCAAGCACUUAUUUGUUUUCUCCUCUACGUUUAUGAUGUUUCUAUCUUUUGCAUAUUCAAGAGCAUCCAUUGGUCAAGUUUUUCUUUCUCGUUCUUUGUAACAUAAAUACUGAUGUAGUCAUCUCAAUGUAUUAAUGCCUCGUCAAUUUUCGUUGACAAGUUCUUUUCUGUUGUUA
Molecule: messenger RNA, 1201 nt
Organism: Prosopis cineraria
Lineage: Eukaryota; Viridiplantae; Streptophyta; Magnoliopsida; Fabales; Fabaceae
Exons: 5
Coding region: 142-900 (252 amino acids)
Source: RefSeq, a predicted model, not a curated record